This is a messenger RNA of Microtus ochrogaster (prairie vole), 1460 nucleotides long. RefSeq names its product protein phosphatase 1 regulatory subunit 12B-like (gene Ppp1r12b). Bases 464 to 841 code for a protein of 125 amino acids. Gene Ontology annotation, molecular function: protein kinase binding; enzyme inhibitor activity; phosphatase regulator activity. Gene Ontology annotation, biological process: signal transduction. Gene Ontology annotation, cellular component: Z disc; cytoplasm; A band. Lineage: Eukaryota; Metazoa; Chordata; Mammalia; Rodentia; Cricetidae. The record is from RefSeq and is a predicted model, not a curated record. The transcript is spliced from 3 exons.
GCAGACAAACCAAUGCAAAUGAAAUAAAAAUUAAAAAAAAAAAGAAGUAUAGGGGAAAGUAAGAAUUUUUUGAAGAACACAAAAAAGUGUAAUGCUAUAUAUCUGAGCCUAUGAGAACUAUUUGGUUAGGCUUAUUUUUAAGAAACAGGUGCUUUUAAUAAGGUUUUUUGAAUAUCAACCAAAUACUUUUUGGUGUGAGUUUUUGGAAAUUCAUUCUCAUCCAUGUCUCCGGUCCUGGAGAGGAGUUAAGUCAUUUAGAUCCCAUUUCUCUUGGUUCUUGCUCUUUGGACUUUGAAAACAAUCCCUCUCAGGUGUUUGAGAUAACAUUUGAAUAAGGAAAUUUUUCUUUGUUGAUGUUUUUGUUAAGCAGAAUUUGACAAAAAUCCACACAGUGGUUCCAGAAACAAUAACUCUGUUCUGUCUAGAAGCCACACUUAGGCAGUGCAGAGACCAUGUGGGAGGGAUGGGUGACUGGUUUUCUCAGAGUGUAGUCUUUCUGCCAUUGGAGUGUCGCUCCUUGCCAUCCAGAUCGUGCUCUCUGGAAGCCAGAGAGUCCACUCAGUUCACCGUGUGGAACUCUCCUGCUGGGAGCCCAUGCAGUGACUUGGUUCUGUUCCCUUCACAGCUCUACGAGAGUGCCCUGACUGAAAACCAAACACUGAAAACAAAACUCCAGGAGGCCCAGCUAGAGCUAGCCGAUAUAAAAUCCAAGCUUGAGAAGAUGGCCCAGCAGAAGCAAGAGAAGUCCUCUGACCGGUCAUCGGUGCUGGAGAUGGAGAAACGGGAGAGGCGGGCAUUGGAACGGAAAAUGUCAGAAAUGGAAGAAGAGAUGAAGGUAUGAAGAGAUUAUCUUUGUCUUGAUGUGUGUCUUUUCUCUUUAUGUCUGCCUAAGCUAGAUGCUUGAGCAGGCUUGCCCACUCUAACUGUCAGUGCCAACACAGCCCCCUCAGAUGAUGUGUCAGAGGAAAUGAGCACCUCUUCUCAGCCAUCUCUUAGGUUCUCUCAGCUCAUGCUGCAUCCACUAUGGCCACCUCAGAGGCCUCUAGGAGCAACGGGUUGGUUUAUGGGGAGACCAUGUUCAAAUUGUAAGAUUUUCAAAGCAGUGGCUUCUCCCUUAGGAGGCUUGGCAAAAGGUCUAGGACAAAUUCUCCCCACUCUACAUAGUCCUCUCUAGGCGAGCUCCAUGGAGCCUAGGCAUGGCCACAGCCCUUUCUCCCCAUGUGCAGCUCUUGCAGGAGGAACACAAGCUGAGUCAUUCCACAGCAAGAUGAAAAUUUAUUUGCUUAUUGAUUUCCUGUUGUAGGCCAUUUCCUCUGCAGUAUUCCAGCGUUCUUGGCCUUCAUCCACUAGUGCAAACUCAUGCCUCUACAUGACCUCUACUUUGAGGACUUAUUGCCUUCCUCUUCUUGAGGGAUGACCAAUAGUGACCAUAACCUCUUUUAGCUGCUUGAAUGGACUGU